UCGGAGAGAGGUCUUUAUAAAGUGAGAUACUCCUUUCAGCAUUGACAUUCUCCCUACAGUUCCGCAAAGAGCGAAUUAUCUAGAGAGGAAUACUAGCAUGUGCGAAAUGCGUUUCAUUGUAGCCUUCUUGUUACUGAUGGUGAUUCCCGCAGAUUGUGCGGUUUGCCCAGAUGCAUCUCUGCAAAAAUGUCUGGAUCUUAUACCCUCUACAACUGCCUGCGACGUAGCCAAGAGCUGGCUACAUACACAAAACAGCCCUGUUACAGCGAAGAUUUGUGAUCAACAGAGACAAUCCAUGGAGGCCUCUUGCAAGAGCAUCUGUCCAUCAGUGUCUUGUACAGCAUGUUUCCAAAAGGUCCACAAAGCUGUGGCCGAAUGCGUCGAUUUCUUUGCCAAGAUACAGACAUCUACAAGUAGCUGCGAAGUUCUCAAGAGAAAUCUUAUUCAGCAUUGUACACAACCAAAAAUAUGCAAGGCAUGUAAAAACUCGUUUUGUCAAAAUGGCGGCUCGUGCCACACAGGCCCCACUCCCCACGUGAUUUCGUGCAAAUGCCCCAAAGGGUUCACGGGAAUCUAUUGUUAGUUCAGUCGUUGCGACGCCAAACAUCAAUGUAAGAAUGGCGGCACAUGCGUUGGUAAGAACACGUGCUCAUGCUCACGUGAUUAUACUGGGCCCCAGUGCAGUCGCCGUCGCCUCGGCACAGCAAUCAACCCCGCACCUAACGC
This is a messenger RNA of Nematostella vectensis (starlet sea anemone), 726 nucleotides long. RefSeq lists its product as uncharacterized. The record is from RefSeq and is a predicted model, not a curated record. The coding region runs from base 98 to 583 and encodes 161 amino acids. Lineage: Eukaryota; Metazoa; Cnidaria; Anthozoa; Actiniaria; Edwardsiidae. The transcript is spliced from 5 exons.